Messenger RNA from Aureobasidium uvarum, 2160 nucleotides. The record is from the annotation of a GenBank genome assembly. Lineage: Eukaryota; Fungi; Ascomycota; Dothideomycetes; Dothideales; Saccotheciaceae.
AUGCCACCGAAACAAUCCAGAGCUGAUACCGACACCGUCUAUCGCUCAGAAACGCCAUUACGACAGAAGAAGUUCCCCAAUCGACGACGCACUGUACGCACAUCCGGCGUCAGUACCCCAGCUCCGCUACGCCAACAGUCCACUCUGACCCAACAACCACACUGGACCGUAUCGCGGACUCCGCCAGGUGCUGAACUCGAAGAUGAAGUCGAGCAUGAAGACGAAGACUACGAAGAGGAUGAGCUGGAGGAAUUAAGGCCCAGAAGGAAGAAGAGAAAGAGCGAGGGAGAUGGCAGGAGACAGACAACCUUGACACAAUACGUCCCAUCCUCUUUCAUCGGCGAACGCCACGACGGACCGGCUGAUCGCCUGCUACAAUUCAUUGGACCCGACAUUUUCGAUGGCGUCCGAGAUUCACAGUCGCAACCAGCACACGAUAGUCACGAUGGUCAUCUCCAGGCAGAGAUACACGCUGUCCAUGACCCGAUCGUUCAUCCAGAACAGGACGAAAACGUAGAGACGCGACGAGACGAGGAAAAGCAGAGCCAGAGGACACAGUCUAGCUCGGAACGAGGCGAAGAAAGAGUUGACUCGGCCUCUGCGAAGCAGCAGGCGCGAUCGCGUCCAAGCCCAGAGCUGCCCAUAUCUGCUAUGAAUCUAAGGACGCCGAGGAGAAAAUUCAUGUCCGAGAUUCCAUCAUCAAACACUCCACAAAGCGCCAUCAUAUCCAUUUGCUCAGCCAAGACGAUGCGCUCACCUGAGCGUUCGCCUCUACGGAACAAAAGCAACAAUGCAUUCUCGCAACAUCGCGCGUUCGAGGAUACGAGAAUGAGUCCCGUUCCUGAGAGUCCUACGAAGCCCAUCUCUCCCUUCCGUCUAUCACCGCUCAAGAAUCGACCUACCUUCCGUAUACCAGACAAGCCUCCGACACUCCAGCAUCGUAGUACUAUUCCAGACUCCGAAGACACAGCCACCCAAGUGACUCCGUUCAAGCAAAACAAGUUCCGCAGCCAGAUACCCGAUACCCAGAUGGACAUGUUCGGCGAAGAAAUCGCCCCUGUCACCGAAACACAAUUUCCAGUUGACAACUACACUCAGUAUGCCGGAGGAACAUAUUACGCCGAAAACGAUGAUUACGACUACAACUUCGAUCCGGUCUGCAGUGCUUUGGAUCGUGAUGCCGCCCGUUUCCUGCAAACGCAAUUACAACGAGAUCGCCUUGGCUUCGAAAUCUUUCACAACAGCCGAAGCUUCUCUCAAGCCGAGCGGGACCGCGCUGAGAAAGAGCCUGAAGCAAAGCAGAUCGAAAAGAACCUAGAACUCAACUUGGUCACAGAACAGCAAUCUCAAGAACUCGGCGAUGAACUGCCUGUCCCGACUUCAAGGCAUGAGCCGAUUGAGCAAGACUUUGAGGAUCCUCCUACUCAAUCACCACGAUCAUCUCCUCAACAGCCUCCACGAGUGUCCUACGAGUCAGACGAAAUAGAGGAAAUAGACUUGUCGGGUGAUAUUGUUCUGCCGAAGACUAUAAUGAGGGAGGUGAUACAGAUUGCCUCUUCUCCGAACAGCAAGAGUGUCAGUAGCGGAAAGUAUCCGUCUUCACCACCUCUUGUUGUCGAAAACGAUGCACGUCUUCGAGCAGAAGCCGAAGCUGAGGAGCUGCGGAACAAUGCCGAACGCCACUCAUCUCCUCCCCUACCAAUCAUCUUACCAAUACCCCCUUCACAGGUCAGCACGGUUGGUGGUACACAGCUGUUUCAUUCACUCAGAAAACACGCUCAGAAGACUGCGUAUGUGAGUAGUAGUCCACCACCUAUGCCGCCUUCCACAUCUUCGCCACCACCUGAAGCGAGAGAACACCUGAGGCGGCUUCUCGGGAUGUAUCCCUCAGAUGACGAGGACGAUAUGGACGAAGAUGAGCCACAACCACCGCCCUACGACGAAGAUGAGGAUGACAUGGAUCUCGACUUUGUGCCUCAACGAUAUCAAGACAGGGAUCACGUCGUCGAAAGUGAUAAUGAGGACGAGUCGGAGGAUGACGGUGAUCAUUCAAAGCUCAGAGACAUAUUGCCUGAUACUCUGCUUGACUUUUCUUUGCCGCCACCGCCCACGCAGAGUUCAGUAAGAAGUACAAGAUCUGGACGACCUGAUGUGAACUGA